AUGAUCAAUGGGGGAGCAUCUAACUCCCACCUGAAGAUUGAGCAGAAGCUCAAGAUCUCAGCGCUCAAGUGUCUCCAGGAGAAAGUAAGAGACAGCGUGUCUCAUUUCCUCCUCCUGGGGCUCCCCAUCCCACCAGAGCAACAGGACGUGUUCUUCGCCCUGUUCCUGGGCAUGUACCUGACCACGGUGCUGGGCAACCUGCUCAUCCUCCUGCUCAUCAGGCUGGACUCUCGCCUCCACACUCCCAUGUACUUCUACCUCAGACACUUGGCCCUCACAGACCUCUCCUUCUCAUCUGUCACCGUCCCAAAGAUGCUGAUGAACAUGCACACUCAGGACCAAUACAUUCCCUAUGCAGGGUGUGUGACACAGAUGUAUUUUUUCAUAUAUUUUGCUUGCAUUUAUAACCUUCUUCUCACAGUGAUGGCCUAUGACAGGUAUGUGGCCAUCUGUCACCCUCUCCACUACACCACCAUCAUGAGGGAGGAGCUGUGUGUAUCUCUGGUGGCUGGAGCCUGCCUCCUGUCUUGUGCUAGUGCCCUGUCCCACACCCUCCUGCUGGCUCGACUUAUGAGGAGGGAGAACCACAGCAGCAUGUCCCACUUCCUCCUCCUGGGGCUCCCCAUCCUGCCAGAGCAGCAGGGCAUGUUCUUCGCCCUGUUCCUGGGCAUGUACCUGACCACAGUGCUGGGCAACCUGCUCAUCCUCCUGCUCAUCAGGCUGGACUCUCGCCUCCACACUCCCAUGUACCUCUUCCUCAGCCACAUGGCCCUCGCUAACAUCUCUUUCUCAUCUGUCACCGUCCCUAAGAUGCUGAUGAACAUGCACACUCAGGAUCCAUCCAUCCUCUAUGCAGAGUGUGUGACACAGAUGUAUUUUUUCAUAUAUUUUGGUUGCGUUGAUAACCUUCUUCUCACAGUGAUGGCCUGUGACAGGUAUGUGGCCAUCUGUCACCCUCUCCACUACACCACCAUCAUGAGGGAGGAGCUGUGUGUAUCUCUGGUGGCUGGAGCCUGCCUCCUGUCUUGUGCCAGUGCCCUGUCCAACACCCUCCUGCUGGCUCGACUGUCCUUCUGUGCUGACAACAUCAUCCCCCACUUCUUCUGUGACCUUGCUGCCUUGCUGAAGCUCUCCUGCUCAGACACCUCUAUCAAUGAGCUGGGCAUACUCACUGAAGGGGCUGCCAUUGUCUUUCUUCCACUGAGUGGCAUCCUGGUCUCUUAUGGCCGCAUUGGGCUCUCCAUCCUGAGGGUCCCUUCUACCAAAGGGAUCUGCAAAGCCCUGUUUACCUGUGGUUCCCACCUCUCUGUGGUGUCUCUUUUCUAUGGAACGAUUGUAGCACUGUACCUUUCCCCCUCAUCGGGCAAGUCCAAUGUCAAAGACAUGAUUGCCUCACUGAUGUACACCGUGGUGACCCCCAUGCUAAACCCCUUCAUCUACAGCCUAAGGAACAGAGACAUGAAGUUGGCUUUGGGGAUUCUCUUCAGAAACAAUAACUUUUUCGCCAAGUGA
Hippopotamus amphibius kiboko is the source of this 1512-nucleotide messenger RNA. RefSeq names its product olfactory receptor 1J4-like. The transcript is spliced from 3 exons. Bases 1 to 1512 code for a protein of 503 amino acids. The record is from RefSeq and is a predicted model, not a curated record. Gene Ontology annotation, biological process: G protein-coupled receptor signaling pathway. Gene Ontology annotation, cellular component: membrane. Gene Ontology annotation, molecular function: G protein-coupled receptor activity; olfactory receptor activity. Lineage: Eukaryota; Metazoa; Chordata; Mammalia; Artiodactyla; Hippopotamidae.